This is a messenger RNA of Clupea harengus (Atlantic herring), 1911 nucleotides long. NCBI's taxonomy places the organism in Eukaryota, Metazoa, Chordata, Actinopteri, Clupeiformes, Clupeidae. The record is from RefSeq and is a predicted model, not a curated record.
UCGACCUUGUUUUUGUUGAUUUUUAACUUCAGUGCGGCUGCGCGAGGCCUCUCCGUUGUUGCCGUUGGUGACGCGGGUUGUGAAGAAAGAAAAGAUAGCCAGCUACAGAGGAAGCCGAGAAAGAGCGUCUGUGUCUGGGAGGGGGGACACCUCUCACAACAGCUUCACCACUGAAGCUAAAUAUAUCAAAUGCAUUAGCUAGCCAGCUUUGUGCACGGUUCCGGACAUAGAAGGCAGUGUACACAACCUUAUGAUCAUCCGUUUCGGUCACCUGGCGCUUCCUCUAAACCAGACAGCCAAAUAGCAAAUCGCCAUUAUAUGAUACAGUAUACAGCGUCACUUUUGCCCUCCAUGUGGGUGAGGGACCUGUGUGUGUCGGAUUAUGGCGAGAAAAACAGUUAGCAGGAAAAGGAAGGCAGGAGAUCCCAAGGAACAACAACAGGUGGGCUGGGGCAGUGCUGGUGCAGGGCAGAAGCGGGCGCGGUUGUCGGCAUGCUCGCGCCACGCGCAGCAGUGGUGGCGCUGCCGCCGCUCAGUGGUAUGGGCCUUACGUGGGCGCGAGUUCCGGCCACAGCAGCAGCAUGAGUGGCACCUCCAGCGCAACUUGCGUAGCUUUGCUGCAGCCCGGUUGCCCGCCAUCCUGAGCGAGCGCGAGUUUUCCCUCGGCCGCCUCAACAAGGUUUUCGCCUCACAGUGGCUCAACCACCGGCAGGUCGUGUGUGGGACCAAGUGCAAUACGUUGUUUGUGGUGGAUGUGCUGACAGGACAGAUCACGCGCAUCCCCAUGCUGCGGGACCGGGAGAGGCGUGCGCCAGGGUCCUUGGGGGUGAGGGGCCUGCCUGGCUCCUUCUUGCCCGGCUCAGGCUCCCCGUUGGACAACCAGCAGGGCUGCGGCAUCCAUGCCAUUGAGCUGAACCCCUCGGGCACGCUGCUGGCCACUGGCGGCGACAACCCCAACAGUCUGGCCAUCUACAGGCUGCCCACACUAGACCCUGUCUGUGUUGGAGACGAUGGCCAUAAUGACUGGAUAUUUUCCAUUGCCUGGAUCAGUGACAGCAUGGCUGUAUCUGGCUCGCGGGACGGGUCUAUGGGCUUGUGGGAGGUGUCUGACGACGUGCUGAGCCAGGCAGAGCGGCGUGAAGACGAGGAGGGCGUGCCCGGCUACACGCACAUCUCCCACCGUGCCCUCAAGGACAUCCCCAAGGAGUACACCAACCCCUACAACUGCAAAGUGCGCGCACUGGCCUUCAACAACAGCCACAAGGAACUUGGUGCUGUCUCGUUAGAUGGAUACUUCCACCUUUGGAAGGCACAAGACAACCUGUGCAAGGAGCUCUCCACAAAGCUUACCCACUGUAAGGAGAAUGUGUGUCUGGCCUAUGGGGUUGACUGGUCGGUGUAUGCAGUUGGCUCUCAGGCCCAUGUCUCCUUCCUAGACCCACGCCAGUCCCCCACGAACAUCAAAUCCGUCAGUUCAAGGGAGCGUGGCAGUGGCAUACGCUCUGUAAGCUUCUAUGAACACAUUGUGACCGUGGGCACGGGCCAGGGAUCACUGCUGUUCUACGAUAUCCGUGCCCACCGCUUCCUGGACGACCCAAGCUGCCCGGUGGGCUGCCCGGGCGGCUACCGCACACGGCCUGCAGAGAGCAUCCUCAAGCUCAGCACGGGCAGGGGCUGGCUGAAUCACGACGAGACGUGGAGAAGCUACUUCUCAGACAUCAGCACCUUCCCUAAUGCGGUGUACACGCACUGCUACGACGCCUCCGGCACCAAGCUCUUUGUAGCUGGCGGGCCCCUCUGCUCCGGCCUGCAUGGGAACUACGCUGGCCUCUGGAGCUAGCUUCCUCCAUCUGCCCCUCUGUCCCUGUACAUGUCCCUAUCUCUCUCUUUCUUUCUCUCUCUCUCUCUCUC